Carassius auratus (goldfish) is the source of this 617-nucleotide messenger RNA. Its product is annotated as ribonuclease H2 subunit C-like. The record is from RefSeq and is a predicted model, not a curated record. NCBI's taxonomy places the organism in Eukaryota, Metazoa, Chordata, Actinopteri, Cypriniformes, Cyprinidae. Bases 30 to 437 code for a protein of 135 amino acids. Gene Ontology annotation, biological process: RNA catabolic process. The transcript is spliced from 5 exons. Gene Ontology annotation, cellular component: ribonuclease H2 complex.
CAUGUUAUAAACUUCUGAAAGCAAGCAAGAUGUCAGCGAACGGUUGUGUGACAGCUAUCCGGCUUGAUUCCCUCAAGCAAGCUGACAAACCACAGAUGCACCUGCUGCCUUGUGAAAUAGAGCAUGACGGACCUGCUGAAGUCUUCAAGUUCUUUAAUCCCACUGUGAAGGAACGCAAACACGAAACGACAGUGUCAUUGAGAGGUCGGGGACUGAAGGGUCAGGAAAUGCAUUGCCCAAAUGGAUACACAGGCCUAGUGCUAAAAGAGGUCCAGAAGCCUGCAUCUGAUCAAGAGGACAGAGUAGUGAAAGUUUCUUCAGUGUUCCAUCAUUUCACAUACUGGAAUCUGGAGACUCCUCCCACAUCCGAUGAUGGAGUUGUGAUGGCGAUGACAUGGCCUCAGCUAUCGGAGGCAAUGCAUGGACCAGUGGACUGAUAAUGGACAUUGUUUUGUUGUGGAGAUCUGCUUCUCAAGUACAUAGUUACAGUUAAACAAAUGUGAAAAUGAUUCUUUGUUGGAAGACAGUAUAAGUUACUGUGUUGUGGUAGUAAACACCAUUUUUACCAAACACAUGUUGAAGAAUAUCACAAUGCAACAUUAAAAGUCUUAACGUUU